CUGCGGUAAAAUCUCCUGAGUGGCUGCGGUUCCUCCCGCUCCGCCCCCCGCCGCGCCGCCUCCCCCUCAGUGCGGAGCCGGAGCGCAGAGAGGAGAAUCCCUCCUGAGGAUCAGCUGGAGGCCCCCCGCCGCCCGGGUCCAGGUGAAGCCAUGGAGGUGUUCCGGAGCCGGCUGCUGGGGAUCUCCGUGGCCGUGGCGCACGGCGUGUUCUCCGGGUCGCUCAACAUCCUGCUCAAGUUCCUCAUCAGUAACUACCAGUUCGGCUUCCUGACGCUCAUCCAGUUCCUCACCAGCUUCACGGCCAUGCUGGCGCUGGAGAGCCUGCGACGGCUCGGGAGGAUCCAGGUGCCGCCGUUCGGCAUGCAGCUGGCCAAGGAGUUUGCGCCAGUCUGCAUCCUGUCCACGCUGCAGUCCACGCUGACGCUGUGGUCGCUGCGCGGCCUCAGUCUGCCCAUGUACGUGGUGUUCAAGCGCUGCCUGCCGCUCUUCACGCUCUGCAUCGGGGUGUGCGUUCUCCGGAACGCGCUGCCGUCUGUGGGCGUGGUGACCGCCGUGCUCAUCACCACAGGGGGCGCUGUUCUGGCAGGAGCCGGAGACCUCACCGGGGAUCCGUUUGGUUACGUCACCGGGGUUCUGGCUGUAAUCAUUCACGCCUCCUACCUGGUUCUGAUCCAGAAAACCAGUCUGGAGAGCGAGUAUGGACCUCUGACUGCACAGUACGCCAUCACCAUCAUGGCGUCGCCGGUUCUGCUCGUCUGCUCCAUCAUCUCCAUGGACGCUGUCAAUAUGUGGUCCUACGCGGGCUGGGAGGAACCGCAGAUCACCAUCAUCUUCAUCCUGUGCAUCUUCAUCGGCUGCGCCAUGAACUUCACCACCCUGCACUGCACCUACAUCAACUCGGCCGUCACCACCAGCUUCGUCGGCGUGGUCAAGAGCAUCGCCACCAUCACGGUUGGCAUGCUGGCCUUCAAGGACGUGGCGCCCACGCGGCUCUUCAUUGGCGGAGUGGUGGUGAACACCAUUGGCUCCAUCACCUACUGCGUGGUCAAAUACUUUGAGACGCAGAAGAAGAGUUUGUACGAGGACCUGGAGAAGGACGCGGCGCAGCCUGGAGACCCCUACACCGAGAAACCACCGCUGAACGGGGAAGGGUCCGCCACCGGUCCCGAGCUGGGGCCGUCGGAGAGCGGAGACGGGAAGGAGGACGAGGCGCCUCAGUUAUCGAACGGAGCGCUGUCGGUGGAGGGCAGCGCCGGAGGAGACGGUGACCUGAAAUCUGUUGUAAUGACGGAGAAAGAGGCGCUGGAGAUGCAGAGGGAGCACCUCCACCAGGAGAACGCCGCCGCUGGCCGGUCCGCCACCCAGAACCUCGUAGGAGCAUUGAGGUCCAUCAGGAGUCUGCAGCUCACCAAGAAGGAAAAUCUGAUCGAUAACAUAGAGCUUCAGAGUCCAUGAGGGCGGGAUGGAGACCCAAAUGGACUCCUGAGCCAAAACAGAAAGGAACUCAGCGGACGGACCGAACAGAGACCAGACAGACUGAACAGAGACCAGACAGACUGAAAAGAGACCAGACAGACCAAACAGACCGGACAGAGACCGGACAGACCAGAGGACGUCUUUCAUUAGCAUCGGCCCGCUUGACAAAUGCUUGAUGGUCUUGUUGGCUUCGUCUCUCUGCUGAAGAUUUCACGUCCCAGAACUGCAGAACCAGGAGGCGGACUGACUGUGUCUCCAUGGUAACGAGUAUGAAGCAGUUCCAGUUUGAGCCAGCAGGGGGCGGAGCUUCUUCUCGGCAUGUGGAUUGGGCGGCGCAGAGCACGGCUAGCAUGACGCGGUCCGUCUCCCCGGUCCGGUUAGAACCCGGCUGGACUGAACCCUGCAGGUCCAGUUUACUUUUCAUUUGCUUCCAUUUCAUCAUCAGAUCCAAAAUAAUCUAAAUUAAUGUGUCAGCCAUGACGGUACCGGGUUCUGUUCCGUGUCCUUUGGGUCAUCUGGGUCACUGCUCAGAGGUUUGUCUGUUUACCUAAAAGCCAAACGAAGUUAUAAAUUCAUAAAACUGAGAAGUUUGUUUCUAUGACGUUUUACUUCUUCACCACACAGCAGGUGGAUUUUAUUUUAGGUUUUAUUAAACUGCUUUUUUUUCUUUCUGGUUUGGUUCUGAACUCAUGCGUCUCAAAAUGCCAAAAAUGUUUUUUAUUUUAUUUGAUGUUUUCAGUGUUUUCACAGCUGAGCAGGGAAAAACUCAGUCACAACGAUAUGAUUUCCACUGUGGCCUUUUUAUUUACCGUAAGUUUUUUAAAGCCUCAAGAAGAGAACAACGUUUGAUUGUUUUUGCUGUUUUAUGAUAAAAGGACUCCGUCAUGUCAGCUGUUUAUAAGAUGUUUGUUGUGUGUAAUAUUCACUGAGUUCCUAUUAAAUGGCUGCCAGACUGA
This is a messenger RNA of Xiphophorus couchianus (Monterrey platyfish), 2432 nucleotides long. RefSeq names its product solute carrier family 35 member D3 (gene slc35d3). The transcript has 4 exons. Bases 151 to 1455 code for a protein of 434 amino acids. The record is from RefSeq and is a predicted model, not a curated record. Lineage: Eukaryota; Metazoa; Chordata; Actinopteri; Cyprinodontiformes; Poeciliidae.